Molecule: messenger RNA, 640 nt
Organism: Anopheles stephensi (Asian malaria mosquito)
Lineage: Eukaryota; Metazoa; Arthropoda; Insecta; Diptera; Culicidae
Product: galectin-7-like
Exons: 3
Coding region: 29-562 (177 amino acids)
Molecular function (GO): galactoside binding; carbohydrate binding
Source: RefSeq, a predicted model, not a curated record
AGUAUCUGCCAUCGAUGCAGUCCGAUCUAUGCCGAUGAAUGAUUGGGCGUUAGUUUCCACGAAGCAACGCCCAGACGCACACACACGGUUCGAACGGUGCACACCUUGGAGUGAAGUGUCCGCUGCAACAAUGUCUCAACUUCCCGUGUUUAAUCCGCCAACUCCCUUCCUGGCCCAUAUGCCAGCGGGGCUGGGAAUCUAUAGGAAAAUUACCAUUCGUGGCAAAAUGACUCAUGACCAGUUCAACAUCAACCUGCAGACCGGACCCAACACGAACCCCCGCGACGACACGGCGCUGCACAUCAGCAUUCGACCCCGCGACGGCGUUAUCAUCCGCAAUUCCAUCCAGUUCCGCAGCUGGGGCAUCGAGGAACGCUUCGGCGGCUGUCCGGUGCAGAAGAGGUCCUACUUCGACGUGACCAUCACGGUGAAACCGGACAGCUUUGGCAUUGCGGUCAACGGGGCACACUACUGUGACUUUAACCAUCGUCUGCCGUACGCUUCGAUUCGCUUCAUUCACAUUGGCGAAGGCGCAAACGUUGAUGCCAUCACGUCCGAGUAGGGAGCACCAUCGGUCGCGUGCUCCGUACCAACAUAGCGUUUAAGGUUGUGCUGCUAAAUAAACCAUGUCACUCGACGA